AUGGAAGCAGAAGAAAUUCCAGGAUAUGAUCCAAUUGAUUGGCUGUCUGUUAUACCAGAAAAUCAUGCCAUUGAUAUUAUCAUAGGUCAUGGAGUACGUCUUGGUAGACAAAUAUCUAUCAUAAAGAAACAGCAUGCCUGUGGUUGGAUACAAACUGUCCACACAGCCCCAGAAGAGCUUGGCAAGUAUAAGACCUAUGCCAAUGCAAUCUCAAAAGGUGGGAAGAAGCAUCAAGUGGAGGUAAAACUUUGCGAGAGGGCUGAUCAAGUUCUUGCAGUUGGGCCCAAGUUGGCAGAAGCCUACAGGCGUUACUUGCGUUCCAGCCAGAAAGAUCAAGCUACUCUGGAUCUCACACCUAGUAUUUUCUCUCAAUUCUCCCAUGUCAAACAAGCCAGUAAAGGUGGGAAUACAUUUGGUGUUCUAGUGUUUGGACGUGGAGACAGUGAAGAUUUUCAUCUGAAAGGCUACGACAUAGCAGUUCAAGCAGUUACAAGGUUGGAAGGAAUCAUCAUACCAUCUCAUGUUUGUUGGUGCUCCUGCUGGAAAAGAAGAUGA
Molecule: messenger RNA, 555 nt
Organism: Pocillopora meandrina
Lineage: Eukaryota; Metazoa; Cnidaria; Anthozoa; Scleractinia; Pocilloporidae
Source: the annotation of a GenBank genome assembly